CUCAUAUGUCAGAUGACGUCACAACAUGGCCGCCGCAGUGUUGUGAUUCUCCGCUUUUGAGAGAGAUGCGUGCUGUGUCUUUAGACUAAUAGAUGGUUUUAUCAAUCAGAUAUCGCAGUAGGUUAGAAACUAGUAAAUAUUUCUUACUUGAUGACGUCCAAAGUUGCUGAAACGAUUGUAGAACUUGAAGAAUGUGAUACGGAUGGCGUUGCUUUAUGCUCGUCUAGUACCAGUGCUGGAAAUCGAAGUUAUUCUAUAAAUUCCGAAGGGUCUGAAGAUUCGGCAACAGCCCCAUUGUUGCCAGACGUUACAUUUAGUGUUCCAUCGUUAGGAUCUCAAAUGGCUGCUGGUACCAGCAGAGAAAAUCAACCUUUACUAGGUGGAUCGUUUAGAGAAGAAAGAGAUGAAGUUAACACAUGGCAAGAUGAUCCCCAGUUCACGGACCUGGUGCGGCAAGCUGAAGUGGCAAUUGAUAAUGGUAUCUUGCCAGAAAGAAUAUCACAAGGCUCCAGCGGUAGUUAUUUUGUAAAAAACAAUCAUGGUACCAUCAUAGGAGUAUUUAAGCCCAAGGAUGAAGAGCCUUAUGGUCGCCUCAACCCCAAGUGGACUAAGUACCUGCACAAGAUUUGCUGUCCGUGCUGCUUUGGCCGAUCAUGUCUUGUCCCAAACCAGGGAUACUUGUCAGAAGCAGGAGCUUCUUUAGUAGAUGCCAAAUUGCAUCUCAAUGUAGUGCCUAAAACUAAAGUAGUAAAACUAUCUAGUGAAACCUUUAAUUAUACAAGAUUCGACCGCGAGAAAUCUCGUGCGAAGAAGAUAGUUUCAGAAAGAUUUCCAAAUGUUGGUCGUCACUUCCACAGAAUUGGAUUACCUAGGAAAGUUGGAUCACUACAGACAUUUGUUGAGGGCUAUAAGGAUGCAGAUUUUUACUUACGUCGGUUUGAAUCUGAACCUCUGCCUGCUGAGUUGGCUAGUCAGUUCCAAAGGAGGUUCGAGAGACUCGUCCUGCUGGAUUACAUCAUCAGAAACACUGAUCGAGGCAACGACAACUGGCUCAUCAAAUAUGAGAAACCUGACCUCGUUGAGAGCCUCGAUACCAACGAUAUAACCGAUUGGGGCCUCGUGAACCGCGGCAGCAUCGACGUGGCGGCUAUCGACAACGGCCUGGCGUUUCCGUUCAAGCACCCGGACUCGUGGCGCGCCUACCCCUAUCACUGGGCCUGGCUACCGUGGGCCAAACAGCCCUUCUCUAGUGAGACCAAAGAACUCGUCCUGCCCCUGCUGUCCGACAUGAACUUCGUGCAGGAGCUCUGUGAUGACCUUUUUAACUUAUUCAAGACAGACAAAGGCUUCGAUCGUCAUGUCUGUGAGCGCCAGAUGUCGGUGGUGCGCGGUCAAAUCCUCAACUUGACUCAAGCCUUGCGAGACAACAAGAGCCCCGUGCAGCUCGUCCAAAUGCCGGCCGUCAUAGUUGAGAGAUCAAAAGGUCGUGUGGGGACAACUGCUAGAUUCAGGUCGUUUAGUGACACCUUCACGCAGUCAUUCCAGGAGAAGAGUCCUUUCUUCUCGUGGUGCUGAGCCACAGGGGCACUGAUGUGUAUGCCAGUAGCCUUGACUGCAGUCACUCGUUUCUAAGUGGAAUUAGGAACAACAUUUCUCAUUGUAGUUUGGCAUUUCGAGUUCUAUUACCAUAUUUGAAUUUAGGGAUUCAGAUUAUUGCAAUGAUUUUUUUUUUCAAACGGGGAGUUCUGUGUUUCUGAAAAAGUUUUUUUCUCCUUCUCUUAGCCAUGAUUUGUUUUGCUAAAUUGCUCCUAAACGGCAUUCAUUUGCUUCAGCAAUAGACUCGUACUGUUUGAGGCUUAUUUUUCUACCUAAGUUAUGUCAUGGGUAGCUAGCUAUGUAGCCACUCAAGUUUAGCCAUCGACUGUUGUAAGUUGUAACCAAAUUGAAAUUCAAGAAUAGUUUACUGUGUGACUAAGAACAGCAAGGAUUCCAUCAUCCUACUGCAAUUCGACGGGAUCGACAGUUAUUUCAUUGAAGCAGAGAGUAAUUUUUUCUAUUGUUUCCCAUAUUUUGCUUUCUCAUAUAUUUGCAUUAUGUGGAAAAAUAACCAUGUGAAGUUGAUUUAUGUCAAUAAAUCGUAAUUCUUCAAUUUAUUCAUUUUAGCUCAUUAUGUUAAAUUAUCGGCUUUGAUACUGUCUUGUGACGAAACCGUUGUUUGAUAUUUUACCGCGCUUCUCUAAGUCAUGUAGAUAUUAAUUAGUUUAAACUGAAUUGAAUUUGACUGCAGCUUUUUCCUUAGUUCAGAAUGAAAUAUUUAUAAUGUUUGCUUUAGGAACGUCACAGAGGAGAUAUACGCGUUUAAAUUAUAUAUUUUCAUACAAUAACACGAAGCCCUCGUAGAAUUAGGUGACAACAUUCCGCUAAUGAAGUUUGCCUUGUUGGCUAGGCAUAAUCAAAUGCAUUCGUUAUUACUCGUUCUCUAUUUUACAGUAGAUGCUUAGUUUUUUGGCUGGUACGACGAAGAGAGAAUAUUGCACUCAACGAGCCGAAACCUGUAGAGUUCUGUGAAUUUCGGUUGAUAUUAAUAUUUAUGUUCGCUUCUCAAUUGUAUCGCUACUUUAGAUUUUGCACUUCUUUCAAUAUUUGCUUACUGGUUCGUCAUAAAUUGCCGUUUUCUUUCGAGAACUUCUAUUUGUGAAUUUCACUGCGUAUUCGAUAAAGAGGUGAUCUAAACAGAAACUUUUCUCCCUUUCAUUUCGCGCAUCGUCCCAUUUCAUCACCAAUUUUGGCGCUCCUUCUGAUAAGGCUUGGCGAUUUUCCUGACUGAAACUGAACUCGCAAUACCAUACGGUUACUAUUUAUCUUCAAAACUUGUCUUAAUCUGCAAUGGUGAAUCUACUUCUGUAUUCGUAAUUGUUGAGCUGUAUUCGUUAGUAGUUUUAGUUUAACCCAUAUUUUUGUGAUAAAAAUGUCAAGAUCUUUUCUAUGUAAGGCGAGUCGUUAUUUGUUGAGUGAAAAUAUUGUCCAUGUUUUAGAAAGUCGUGUAAUCGCUUGACAGUUGAAAAUAAGCAAUUUGAAUAAUUUUUAGAUCAUUGGAUUGAUAUCCUCUUUACAAUCUCUAGGUAACGAGAUAGCGUCAAUAACAAACGUUCACCGUGUCUGAAAUAGAAUUUGCCAACGACAGUACAAUCGAGUUUCGCUACUUGAUAUGAUGUCCUGCAUUUUUACUGUAUUAGUUCCAAUAAGGCAUGUUUCACUGCCGUCAAAGAAGGACGUUAUCGACUCAGCUUAGUUCACAAAGUUAUCAGUUGAUUUUUCCUAUUCCUACAUUUCAACUGAUACGUCAGAGAUCCGAGAACACUUCAAAACCUUAAUUCCGAGAAUAUUUUAAACCUUGUGCUUUUUUGCAAAGAGUAAUUGAAGGUGAGUUCACAGUUUUCGGUAACAAAAGCGACAUCAAUAGCAACUUUGACAUUGUUACUACAUGGUUUUGAGCUGUGACGAAAAAUUGUACUAGCUCCGCUGACUUUCCCGAUGCAAGUAAAAUGUAUUCGUGCGAG
Hyalella azteca is the source of this 3560-nucleotide messenger RNA. It is a transcript of the gene Pi4KIIalpha, whose product is annotated as phosphatidylinositol 4-kinase type 2-beta. The record is from RefSeq and is a predicted model, not a curated record. Gene Ontology annotation, molecular function: 1-phosphatidylinositol 4-kinase activity. Gene Ontology annotation, cellular component: endosome; lysosomal membrane; plasma membrane. The transcript has 8 exons. Gene Ontology annotation, biological process: Golgi organization; endosome organization; phosphatidylinositol phosphate biosynthetic process. The coding region runs from base 151 to 1575 and encodes 474 amino acids. Lineage: Eukaryota; Metazoa; Arthropoda; Malacostraca; Amphipoda; Hyalellidae.